This is a messenger RNA of Coffea eugenioides, 3846 nucleotides long. Its product is annotated as putative multidrug resistance protein. The coding region runs from base 1 to 3846 and encodes 1281 amino acids. Gene Ontology annotation, biological process: transmembrane transport. The record is from RefSeq and is a predicted model, not a curated record. Gene Ontology annotation, molecular function: ATP hydrolysis activity; ATP binding; ABC-type transporter activity. The transcript has 9 exons. Gene Ontology annotation, cellular component: membrane. Lineage: Eukaryota; Viridiplantae; Streptophyta; Magnoliopsida; Gentianales; Rubiaceae.
AUGCAAUUAUGCAAGGUAAAGGUAAAUACAGCAUUCCGUCAGCCUUUCGCUGUGUAUGUGCAUGCUUCUAGUGAAAUGGGAAGCAAAGGAGGAGGUGGUGGUGGCCUUUUCCGGUAUGCUGAUCGCCUGGACAGGUUACUUAUGUUCUUUGGUGCACUUGGAAGCAUAGGAGAUGGGAUAAUGACUCCACUUGUCUUGUGGGUUCUUAGCGGGCUGAUCAAUGAGUAUGGAGGUGGUGAUGUUUCCUUCUCCAAUAAAGUCGUGGACAAGUUUUCGCUCAGGCUGCUCUACGUUGGUAUUGGAGUUGGAAUUGCAGCUUUUAUUGAAGGUUUUUGUUGGACAAGAACUGCAGAGAGACAGACAUCUACAAUUCGCACAGAAUUCUUGAAAUCAGUCCUCAGGCAAGAAGUUGGUUUCUUUGACAACCAAGAUGCUUCAUCCACCACCUUUCAGGUUAUCUCAUCCAUAUCUACUGAUGCCCUCUCAAUACAAGAUGUCAUCGCUGAAAAGAUACCAAACUGCUUGGCUCGCUUUUCAGAGUUCAUAGCUGGCUCCUUAAUUGGCUUCCUUCUUUCAUGGCGACUCACACUGGCUUCUAUCCCGUUUGUUAUUGGAUUUGUCCUUCCAUCUGUGGAAUUUGGGAAGGUACUUAUGGACCUCCAGAUGAAAAUCAAGGAUGCUUAUGCGAUUGCAGGUAAUAUUGCAGAACAGGCAAUGUCAUCCAUCCGAACUGUUUAUUCCUAUGUGGGGGAACACCAUACACUUGAUGGGUUCAGGCAAGCGCUUCAGGAAAGUGUGAAGCUCGGAAUCAAGCUAGGUAUCAUCAAGGGUUUGAUGAUAGGAAGCAUCGGAACAAUGUUUGCUUCAUGGUCAUUUCUUGCAUGGGUAGGGAGUAUUCUUGUUAUCAACAAAGGAGAAAGCGGUCCGCGUGUUUUCAUGGCAAUUUGCUGUGUUACCCUCGCUGGCCUCGGCUGUAUGGGUGCUCUUCCUAAUCUAUCAUUCAUCUCAGAAGGAACUGCGGCAGCUGCACGAAUUUUCAAUAUGAUUGACCGUAUUCCUGAGAUAGACACUCAAAAUGUUAGAGGCAAAGUUGUCGCUUAUGUAAAAGGACAUAUUGAGUUUAAAGAGGUUGAUUUUCGAUAUCCAUCUAGGCCAAACACCCCUGUUCUUCAGGGAUUAAGCUUCAAAGUAAAGGCAGGCAAAACAGUUGGCCUUGUAGGAGGCAGUGGUUCUGGAAAAUCCACAAUCAUAUCUUUGCUUGAAAGAUUUUAUGACCCAAUCAAAGGAGAUAUUUUACUUGAUGGAUACAAAAUAAAGAGACUUCAGCUAAAUUGGUUGAGAUCUCAGAUAGGAUUAGUGAAUCAGGAGCCAAUUCUGUUUGCAACAUCAAUUAAAGAAAACAUCCUGUUUGGAAAGGAGGGAGCUGCAAUGGAAAUGGUGAUAAAUGCUUCCAAGGCAGCAAAUGCUCAUGACUUCAUUUCCAAAUUGCCAAAUGGAUAUGAAACUCAAGUUGGGCAGUCUGGGGUCCAGCUUUCUGGAGGGCAAAAGCAAAGAAUCGCUAUUGCAAGGGCUUUACUGAAAGAUCCGAAAAUCCUGUUGCUUGAUGAAGCAACCAGUGCUUUAGAUGCAGAGUCUGAAAGAAUAGUUCAGGAGGCCCUUGACGAAGCUUCAUUAGGAAGGACAACAAUCAUUAUUGCUCAUCGACUUGCCACAAUUCGUAAAGCUGAUAAGAUAGUGGUUCUCCAAUCAGGCAGAGUUGUUGAAUCAGGUUCACAUGAAGAACUAAUGCAAAAUGACCACGAAGAAGGUGGGGUUUACUUCAAAAUGGUGCAAAUGCAGCAGUCAAUAAAAUCAGAUGAAAAUAUCAGCAGCCCUUAUCGUGCAACAGAGAGAUGGAACAAUAGAAGAGCUACUUAUGCCUUGACUCCCAAAUCUCCUUACACUGCAGGAUCAAGCUGGCAAAACAGCCCCGCUUCUCCUUUCAGUCCAGCAUUACCAAUGAGUCCGACGCCCUCAAUUCAAAUGUACUCCUACAAUGCAAGUGAUAAUGAGGGUGGUGAUUAUCCUGCUUAUCCUAGUCCUCUGCAGUGGCGAUUGUUUAAACUGAAUACUCCAGAGUGGAAAAGAGCUUUGCUUGGCUGCAUAGGAGCUGCAGGAUUUGGUGCAGUUCAUCCUAUUCAUGCCUAUUGCUUGGGGUCAAUUGUUUCAGUGUACUUUCUGGACGACAGGUCAAGAUUAAAGUCGGAGACCAGAUUUUACUGCAUCAUAUUUCUGAUCCUUGGCAUUGUCACUUUCUUCGCGAAUUUACUUCAACAUUAUAAUUUUGCAAUUAUGGGAGAACGCGUAAUAAAAAGGGUGCGAGAGGAAAUCCUCCGAGCUGUGCUUACAUUUGAAAUUGGUUGGUUUGAUCAAGAUGAGAACACUAGUGCAGCAAUUUGUGCACGGCUAGCCACUGAGGCCAACAUGGUUAGAUCCCUUGUUGGGGAUCGGAUAGCAUUACUGGUUCAGGUUUUUGCAGGUGCUUCACUUGCCUUUGCCCUUGGAUUGAUCCUCACUUGGAGAGUUGCAUUAGUGAUGAUAGCAAUGCAGCCUUUAAUUAUUGCAAGCUUCUAUUCAAGGAGUGUUUUGAUGAAAAAUACGUCUGAAAGUGGUCAGAAAGCACAAAAUGAAGGAAGCCAACUUGCGAGUGAGGCUGUGGUCAACCACAAGACCAUCACAGCCUUCUCUUCUCAAGAUAGAAUUCUGAGCCUAUUUAUAGCCACACUAAAAGGCCCCAGAAAAGAGAGCAUUAAACAAUCUUGGGUUUCUGCUGUAGCCUUAUUCAUCUCCCAAUUUUUAUCUGUAGCUACCAUGGCCAUGACAUAUUGGUAUGGAGGCAGGCUUAUGAACCAAGGCUUGGUCACCUCAAAGCAUCUAUUUCAAGCAUUCUUCAUCUUAAUGAGCACAGGUAAGAGUAUUGCAGAUGCCGGAAGCAUGACUGCAGAUAUAGCAAGGGGUGGCAAUGCAAUCAGACGUGUCUUUGCAAUUUUAGACAGAAAAAGUGAGAUUGAGCCAGAAGAUCCUCAAGGGGUCAAGGCCGGAGGAACACUGAAUGCCAAAAUAGAGCUAAAACAUGUUUCCUUCUCCUACCCAUCCAGACCUGAGCAAAUGAUUUUUCAAAACCUGAGCCUCAAAAUUGAACCUGGAAAGACAGUGGCACUAGUUGGACAAAGUGGUACAGGCAAAUCCACGAUCAUUGGGCUCAUAGAAAGAUUCUAUGAUCCAAUAAAAGGAUCGGUGCUAAUAGAUGAUCGUGAUAUCAAAACUUAUCACUUAAGAAGCCUGAGAUCACACAUUGCACUAGUGAGUCAGGAACCCACCUUAUUUGCUGCAACCAUCCGCGAAAACAUUGUUUAUGGCAAGGAGGAUGCAACGGAAGCUGAGAUCAGGAGAGCUGCAAUGCUGGCUAAUGCUGAUGAAUUUGUCAGCUCUAUGAAAGAUGGGUACGAGACAUACUGUGGAGAAAGAGGAGUUCAGCUAUCGGGAGGACAAAAGCAGAGGAUAGCACUGGCUCGAGCAAUUCUGAAAAAUCCAGCAAUCCUGCUCCUGGAUGAGGCAACCAGUGCGCUGGACAGUGUGUCAGAGAAUUUAGUCCAAGAAGCAUUGGAGAAAAUGAUGGUUGGUAGAACCUGUGUAAUCGUAGCCCAUCGGCUAUCCACAAUACAGAAGUCAGAUUUCAUAGCUGUGUUAAAGAAUGGAGAAGUGGUGGAGCAAGGAUCACAUUUUGAUUUACUUGCUGUUGGACACCGGGGGGCUUAUCAUUCCCUGAUGAAGUUACAACAUGGCCAAUCUCCUUACAGGCAGUGA